This is a messenger RNA of Phragmites australis (common reed), 1530 nucleotides long. RefSeq lists its product as uncharacterized. Bases 1 to 1530 code for a protein of 509 amino acids. Lineage: Eukaryota; Viridiplantae; Streptophyta; Magnoliopsida; Poales; Poaceae. The record is from RefSeq and is a predicted model, not a curated record. The transcript has 3 exons.
AUGGAAUACAACAGAGAAGAGGCCUCAAGGGCUAGAAGAAUUGCUCUAAAUAAGCUGGCAAAUAAGGACUUUUUUGCGGAGGCAAAGAUCAAUGGAAACCUGGACUUGUAUGCUAUUCUCCAAGUGGAGGCAACAGAGGACAACACGGCCAUUAGAAAGCAGUAUAACAAACUUGCCUUUUGGCUUCAUCGUGAUGAAAAUACUCUUCCUGGUGCUGAAGCUGCAUUCAAAUUGGUUUCAGAAGCUCAUACAACUUUGUGUGACCAGACGAAGCGAUCUCUUUAUGACAUCAAAAUACGGUAUGCCUCCAGAGAAGUGAAGCGAUUUGUCUACUACCAAAGGAACUUUGUGGUUGGCUGUGAUGAUUGUGGCAAAAACUUCUUUGCAUUCAAGCUGCAUGAGCAGGCCGUGCCCUCGAGAUUCCUAUCAGCUGCACCUAAUAAUUCUCAAGUUCCACCAGAAAUGUUUUCAUGUCAACAACAUGGGGUUGUCCCUAAUCAGCAGGUCCAGUACACUAAGCUUAAAGCUACUGGAGGGGAAAUGGAUUCUAAACCGAUGGUGCAUGCUACACAUACUGAUGAACAUAUAAAAUGGGAUGGAGGGUCAGGUGGUUAUGGGGAAGGUAGUUCAGAGACAAGAAGCAAUGUAGUUCAGUUUUCAGCAGUGAACCAAACUCAUUCACCUUCACCUUCUGGAGACAAAGAUACAACUGGAAGUAUGGCAUCAGAUCCUCCAGAUCCAAAAUUUGUUGCCACUCAGAACUUGAGUAGAGAAGAUGCAUCUGCAGUUGUAGGUAAAAGAAAGCAAGAUGGUGCCGACUACAGCCAAAACAGGGAUUCCUGUAACAAUAAGAGGCAAAGGAAGUACAAUUCACUCUCUGAUGCUGAUUCGAGUGAUGAGAAAAUGUUUAAUGGUAAUGUUGCUGGCGCUGACAAUAAAUCCACUGAACACCUCCACAGGAAAUUGGGUAGCCAAGAGGAAGGAAAUGCAACACAUAAAGGCAAUCAGCAAGAGUACAAGAAUGAAACUACGGAUAUUGGUAAUCAGAUGUCUAGCAAUCCUAUUAUUACCUACGAGUGUCCAGACUUCUUUGAUUUUGGAAAACUCCGAGACCUCAACAAAAUUGCAGUUGAUCAAAUCUGGGCAAUUUAUGAUGACCAUGAUUUCAUGCCAAGAGUUUAUGCUCAGAUAAAUCACGUCGAUGCUUCCAGCCUUAAAGUUCAGUUAACUUGGCUGGUGCACAACGCAAUGACUGAACAAGAGGCCAAAUGGGCUCGUGAAGAAUAUCCUGUUGCUUGUGGAAACUUUUGCUUAGGAGAAAGAUAUGUGCUACAAGAUCCAUCCAUGUACUUUUCCCAUGCAGUUUCAUGGACAAAAGGGAAAAAUGGGAACUCAUUUGAUAUUCAUCCUAAAAAGGGUGAGCUAUGGGCUCUUCACAAAGAAUGGAGCAUGCCGUGGAGCUCUGAUGCAUAUAACCAUAGGAGCCCUUUAACGGUGGUCUAUACUACCUGUAGGCAAAAGGUAGUAUGA